AUGUUCAAGAAGGCCAGCCUCUUUAGCUACGGGGGUAUUCAGCUCCUGAGUUCAUCUGCUACGACUUUGCCACCCACUCGCGCGAGCUUCAGUGCUUCAUGCCCUGGGCUCUGGAGCUCACGGUCCAAUCGAAGUUAUGCCACCGCAUCGGACAUCUCGGAUCCCCCGUACUCGUGGCCCAAAAGCUCAUGUUUCACCCCGUAUGAAGUUCUCAACCUGCACCGCAACGCCCCGUACUCGAAAGCUCGGUACUAUGAUCUAGUAAAGAUCUACCAUCCAGAUCGGCCAUGUGAUGAGCACCCCCUUUGUCGAAACAUCACACCCGAAGUUCGUCUACAGCGGUAUCACAUUGUGGUCACUGCCCAUGAGAUCCUCUCCGAUCCGACCAGGCGAGCUGCCUACGACCAAACAGGCGCUGGAUGGAGCCACAACUCUGAACGUUACAACACCGUGGCUGAUGCCUCGGCCGAUAGGGGACCCUACGGGCCUACUAUCUAUGCAAAUGCAACGUGGGAAGACUGGGAACGAUGGAAUAAUCGCCAUCAAGGGAAACAGCAGCACGUCGUUGACCAACGUACCUUUACCCGGCUGGUCAUCCUUCUCGUUUUGUUCGGUGGUGCUGUCCAGGCUUCCUGGAUCGGACAAUUGAAUUCUGGAUAUGAGCAGCGUUUGCGCGAGGUUAGCGAGGAUUCGAUGCGGUUCCUAAGUGGUCGUCGCCAGCACACUGUCACCCAGAUGCCGCACAAUGAUGCUCGAGUGCAGAGUUUCCUCAUUCGUAGAGACCCAACUGGCUCGGGGUUGAAAGAGGAAGAGGAGGCUGUUUAUCAAAAGGAACUCCAUCCUCUUCGAGGAGUGCCUGAGGUGCAACAGGCGCGAGAUCGCCUGGGCAGUCCAGGUCCGGAGGCUGUAGGGACUGUACCACUAGUUCAUGCGGAGAGAUCAGAGGAUCUUCCCUCACAUUCUUGA
This is a messenger RNA of Penicillium subrubescens, 966 nucleotides long. RefSeq names its product J domain-containing protein. The record is from RefSeq and is a predicted model, not a curated record. The transcript has a single exon. Lineage: Eukaryota; Fungi; Ascomycota; Eurotiomycetes; Eurotiales; Aspergillaceae. The coding region runs from base 1 to 966 and encodes 321 amino acids.